Messenger RNA from Pectinophora gossypiella (pink bollworm), 7581 nucleotides. RefSeq names its product protein boule-like (gene Boule). Gene Ontology annotation, molecular function: RNA binding. The record is from RefSeq and is a predicted model, not a curated record. The coding region runs from base 329 to 1069 and encodes 246 amino acids. The transcript is spliced from 4 exons. Lineage: Eukaryota; Metazoa; Arthropoda; Insecta; Lepidoptera; Gelechiidae.
AUUCAGAUGACCUAUUUACCUCGACCAUUAAAAAUAGCGGGCGACAAUAGCUCAAACACUAUUUUUAGUGCGUAUCUUCGAAAUCUCAAACCACACACUGUUAUCUUUACGUGUCUAGUCUUUACCUUGUUUCACAAACAGUAGCGAGGAGCUGCGCAACGCAGCGUGUUCGUGUGAGCGCGUUUCACCAAAAUCGAUAAAACCGCGCUCUACUGCCAGUACGAAUUGUUUUCCCCUGAACAUUAGUGCCCGUUUAGUUCAGCUAGCGUUUUUAGUUUAGUAAACAAGGGAACAUGUUUUAAGAUUAAUCAGUCGGUUACCUGGAGCCAUGGAGGGUGGUGUGAAGAGGUACAUCAGGAGUGAAUCGGCGAGUUGUGCUCAUAUGGUGGAGGAGAGUGCGGCCAACAACAGGAAGAGCGCUGACCCGCACGAGAAGCUGAAGGCUCUGUUGAACUCUCCGGAGGAGGAUACUGACGACUCGCUGCCGCCGUCAGACGCGCCCAAGUUUGGCACCGUCAUCCACAACAGGAUAUUCGUGGGAGGGUUCUCCCUCACCACCACAGAUGAGGACCUGUGGAAGUUCUUCUCAGGGUUCGCGACGGUGACGGCGGCGCGCGUCAUCUACGACCGCGCUGGCGUCUCCAAGUGCUACGGGUUCGUCACCUUCGCCAGCCCCAGAGUCGCACGGCUCAUCGUCAAACAGAGUGGCGGUGUGAUGUUCUCCCCACUUGGCCGGCUCAGAGUGGCGCAAGCAGUUAGAAAACAGAUGAGCCAGCUGCCGGUUGUGGGCGCGGAGGCGGCCCCCCUCGCCGCGCCGCUGUGCUACCAGCUGCUGUGUCCGCCGCUGGCGCCGCUGCCCGCCUGCGCACCCUGCGACCUCCCCCCGCACCCCUACGCGCUCUACCAGCUGCCCUUCGACACGACGCCGACAAUGUACGCGCCGCCGACGCAGUACACGCUGGUCCCGGCGGGGUACGGCGCGCCGUGCUGCGAGCCCGCGUGCUGCGCGCCCCUCGACAAGCCGCCGCGCGCCCCUCCGCAGCCGUUGCACCCGGCCUUCAUCUACUAGACCCCGCCCGCGCCGCCGCCGCCUGCACACCACGCUACACCUGCAUGAAGUUACAGUAAAUACUCCUGCUCUAAGUACUACUUGCAAAUACUUUGAAAAGAAAGGAUAGGGAAAGAUAGGCGUCUUCCAAAGCGAAUGUUUCUUCUUCACUUAUUUUGCUGAAAUAUAGAUCGUGGUCAAACGCAAAUCUAUUAAAAAAAUAUAUUGUAAAGUUUCAAAAGAUCAAAUUUAAACAUGAUUCGAAGGACCUAUACCUUCUAAGUAUCCACGAGAGAAUAAUACGUACAAGACGACAGCUUCUUCCCAAACAAAAGUAUGUAUGUUUCACUUCUCUGGCUAGAGAAUGUUUCUUAAAAAAUUAAAGUUCUAAUACUUAGUAUCUUACUGACAAAAGAAUCGAUAACAUAAUUAAAGGAAACUAGAAACCGUUUAUGAAAUAUUUGACAUAGUUUACUGUAACUCCAUGCAGACAAAUAAAGUAGUGUUAAGAUCCUAUAAACCUGAAGAAGUUAACAAUAUUUUCAGUACUGCCUCGCAGCUGUUUAAAAGUUCCCAUGUUAGAGUUUAUCUUACGUAAUAAUAUUUGAAUUUGUUAUAAUGCUAGCUCAGUCUCUCGAUGUUGUACACAAUAUAUUAAGAAUCGUUGUCCUUAAGAAUUCUAAAACUCUAGGUGUUUUCAUGUUGUCUUAAAUUGUACUAUCGUGUGGCCAUCACAGCUGCGAAACUGCGCUCCGUCGUGUAACCGACACAAAUUUUAUUUGGGGCCUUUAGCGCGUUGACAGUCAGUCAUCAUUUUAAUCCAUCUGUAACCAUGCGUUGCUAAUUCUUUAAAAUUAUCUUAUUAUCCAAUCAUAAUGAAUAGGGAAGCGAAGAAAUAAACAAUGAAACUCUAAGUAUUUUGUAAGCAAUUGUCCAUCGCGUUUGACUAACAGAUAGUGAAAUUAGACUCUUCAAAAAUGAAUAUUUGUUUGGAAAAUAUUUUACGUUGUAUCCAUUCCUUUGCUCAAGUCUUCCAGUCACUGUCAUGCUCAAAUCAUUUCAGUCUUCAAUCCAUUGUUCGUAUUUCCUCAUAGUCGUUACAUGUGUUGUUGUCUGUGGCUAGUCAAUGGACAUUAAGGAAAGCAAGGAAGAAACGUGAUGCAAGAAGUGUUCAGAUUAAAUUAGACUCUUGUCUAUUCGGGUGAGUGUUUUUGACGAUUUUGUCUUUAGCAUGUCUGAAUGUCUAUCUCUUAUUUAUAGGUAAAUCUUAAGAUAUAUUUAGCUUCAAACAGGUAUAUGUAAGGAUGAAACCGUGGAUUCGCGUGCUAUCAUUAAUGUUAUAGAUAUAAACGCGGGGAUGUCUUCAAUCACUUCGGCCACUUGAAUGACAGGCGGCUUCAGCCUGCGGUAUCUUUCAAAUUAGAAAUACUAAGUAAGUACAAAAUAAAGUUUUCGGACGUAUUACACACGUCUACAGUUUCAUUGCGUCUAAAGAAAUGUUGUCAUUCAAAUAAUGGUGUGAUUGAAGCAUCCGUGGCACAAUCAUUGUUAGUAAUACUGAUGUGCAUUAUAGGCACAACGAAUUAUAGCACAAAGAUAAGUUGCUAGUGAUUAGACAAGGUUACCUCUUAUAAAAGACAGAUUUGUUGAUAUCGCUUGUUAUCCUUUAAAAGGACUUUAGUUUUCCCUUAGUAUAAGAUUGUUUUCGAUUGCCCUAAGACCUAGAACAGAGAAAUAUAAUAUCUAUUUUUUAAAGUGUUUAGUUUUACGUGUUACUGUUGUCACUUUCGAAUAAUUCUGGGGUCCAAGAUAUGAUAGGAGCGGGAUUUUGAAAUUUUGCAAGCAAUAUCUUAGAGUCACAUUUUGAACACUCGUUUGAUACAAUUUUGGCAAAAUUUCGAACGCCUAAUUCCGAGUCCGUUGAAUUUUCAAGUUUGUCGAAAAAUAAUAGAUUUAAAGUUAUGUUUUCGUCGCACAACAGUAAAUAAUAACUCUUGAGAAUGUCCCAAAAGAUACCUGUGUACUAGUGAACUGUCCAGCCGGCGGUGGACAUAACGUUUCCAAGGUUAGCCAACCUUAUCAGCUGAUCGCACUGAUGUAAUGCACAAAAUAAUAUAGUUCAAGGUUAUCUUAACGAUAUGGUGAGUUUAUAAGAAAUCGAAACAUCGAAGUGGUUAUGUUCACGUCGUCAAUAUUUCAAUAAUAAUGUGUCCUUUAGACUUGUUACUGUGUGUGAAAAUUUUAAUAAUUAUUAAUAAGUUUUAUCAAAUCUUUAGAGAGAAUCAAAGCAAUCAAAUAAUUAAAUCGUCAAGAAUGUGAUAUGGAAUAUUUAAUAUAAUAGCAAUAGUUUCCUUUUAUAGAUUUUAAUGUAUUGUAGGUUCUUUUCACAACUUUCUUCAAUGACAAAAUUUAACCAGAACACGUAUAGGACCAAAGAAAUAAUUUCAGACAAACUUCAUCUAUAUAGUGUAACACUAAACUCACGUUUUAUAUACGUACUUACAUUGUUUGUAGUGUUGUUGUUAUCUUACUGUUGCUCCGGUUGAGCAUCCUCGGAUACAUGAGCGAUCAAUACCAAGUACUUGUUAUAUAUUCAACUAACUACUCACCCCUUACGUACUAAAUUCAACUGAUCAGUCAACAGAAAGUGUACACUUUGUAAUUUGUGUUCUUUCAUUUUGCGUUAUUUUUAAGUCUUUAAAAAAGCUUAAUGUAUUCUACUUUGUAUAAAAUUGGUACAUUGAUGACAGCAAUCGUUGAGUUCGCAGCAAAAUUAACUUUCUAUAUAUUGGUAUUGUUGUCCAAAGGUGUAGAUGUUAGCAUAGGAUGGCUUAAGUGUCUGAGUAUGCUCUGAGGUCUGCCUUCGGCCGUGAGGCUUCAUUCAAUUACUAUGUACAUCACGAUACGACUAGGUAUAUAAUGCUGUCAAUUGCUCGUCUUGGAUUUUUACAACUAUUUAUUGUUAGUUCUUAAUAUAAGUCUAGUUUUAACGUGUACUCUGCAAAGCUUCUUUGCUCGAAGUAUAAAUUUGAGCGACUUGAGUUCCUUAUUUUAAGUUACCUCACCCUAUAUAUAAAUUAUGAAAUAUUUUAUAAUGUGAUCUUCUGUCUGUGUUCGGUGUCGCACGUACAACAAAAUAUAUCCAAGCUAAAUUAUUAUUGAUAUAGAAUAUAUCGUGUCUAUCUUUAAGCAAAUUAUUCUAUCUCUAUCACGUAUCACUGCUUUCGGCCGCUGUCAACAACAGUGUGUGCUGCCUUUAUUGUAUUUUUAGGCCCUUGUACACAAACAUAUUUAACAAAACGUCUCACUUCGUAAGUCUGAUGUCAUUCCCGAAUAAUCAUUCGAGGUCGUUAUAUAACAAACUUAUUAUGUAAAAUAUAAUAUAUAUAUAAAGAUAUAUAACAUUAUUUAAACUAUAUUGUAGUAACGUACUCGCAUAGCAGCCACACACAGUUGCCGGCAGCGUCCUCAUCUACUCGUACGCAUAUUAUGUGGCCUAGCAAAUCUACUGCCUGACAUAUCGGAUAUAUUAAAUCAGAACGCUAUAGUCAUUUAUUUUUGGUAUAACGUGUCUUGUAUAUUAUCUCUCGCUAGACAAGUAUAGAUUCGUGAAACUAAAUGAUGUAAUUUAGACAAUAUUACUGUAAUCGAUGUAGACAGAACUAGAGAUAAGCAAACUAUAUUCUGUGUAUGUAUUGUUGUUGUAAGAAAGAAACGUCUAUAUAUUUGAACUAAUGUGACACUCGGCUUAGUAAAGUUGUGAUUUGAAAUCGGAUUUCCGAUUUCUGUAAUUCGUUAUAUGUUGCGUGAAUGCAUAAGUAAAGCUUAGGUGGAUAAUACAAAAAUGAUAAAAAAAUAUUAGAUAAAAUAUACCUAAUUUACUAUUGACCUAUUCACUGUUAGUUUGUGUGGUUACUUGAAUGCUGAGAUUGUUAUUUCCUUGAAGAGACUAAACAGUCCAUUGUUGUGCAAUUCUAAAAGAAAUCCGAUUUAUUUACGGAUGAGUCUGUCCUCUGUGUUAUUACUGAAUAAUGUUUAACUAUUAUUCAUAAAAUAAAAGUAUGAAUUGGUCUUUAAAUAGUCAAAAUUGGUUUCUUGCUGCGAUGCUUAAAUGAUCUCAAAUGAAAAAGGCGACGAAGUCGCGAGUCAAUGCUUCUAUUACGUAAUGCAUAAAGUCAAAACUACCUACAAGUGUGUAACACGAACUGCAGCGAGAGACCUUUGUGAAGAUGUCCUUAUAAUAUGUGGUGUAGUGUAGCAGUGAAAUCCGUCUUCAGUCACAAGUCAUAUUCCAUGUAAUGUACAGGGACGCAGACAAUACAGUUUCGUUGUUAGAGCUUACGUUCUGGAGGUUGUAUCCUCGGGGGUAAAUGGUGGUGCGAGAGUCUGCUGUGAGGGUGUCGCCUUGCCGGAGAACCGUUGUCGUACUCAGAUAUACGAACAUACGCGUUAUAGGACCUUCAUUCCAAAAUGAACUAAGUGUACAUACGUACGUGCGUGCAUACAUGAGUGUAUAUGUGCUACGUAUGUGCAGUUCCAUCUUUGAAUCAAAAUUAUUGUCUCCACAAGACAACACUCGACACAAGCGUUUGAUGUCAAACAUUUUGUCCAGUAAUUUAUAUCGAUGUUAGUGUCUUCCUCAACUACCCUCAGCUUCUUAAAUUCUUUAUAAAUAUUUCAUAUUUCGACGUUAUAUAAUAAGCAACUUCAAGCAAUCGUUUGCCAGGGCCAUGCCUCUAUUGACAUAAUGCUGAACUUGUUGAUUCAAAUGUUGCGAUUUAUUUACAAACAUAUUCCCUAUGUACUACUUAUUUUUUAAUGCAAUGAAUUAACUUUGAAAUGCCUCCAAAGCAUAUUUACUAUAAAUGUUAAAUGUUAUCUACAGUUCUACUCACAUUAUUGUUGAGCAAUAGUCCUCGUGAAGAUUGCGAUCAGAUGUUUUUGUGGUACAUUUCAGUGUUAAGUCCAAUUUUGGGCAUUUUGUGUCGAGAGAGCGGUAUUGUUUCUCGUGAAAUCACACAAAACACAAUUUUGAUAAAUCUUUACAUAUUUGUAGUACAAUGUUUUCCUUAUAGUUUUACCCCUUUUAGAGAUAUACUUACUAAUUGUACAUGACGCAACAUUAUUAUUUGUUGAUUAUCGAUAGAUGUAUUUCAUAGUAAUAUUUUCAUUGUUGACUACUUUUAAGAAUCCCUUUAGAACGCUACGCAUCAAACAAAAGGCUUUUAAUAAUCGACCACUAUUUAGUCGUAACAUGUGGCACUAAAUACAAAUAUAAAAAUUAUAUUUAAUAGUAAAUAUAAAAGUAUGAGUCAAGCUAUCUCUUUCUAUUUGUAGUUGAAAUAUAUCUAUUCUACGUAAUUAUCAAUAUACGUGUGUUAGUAUUGAAUUCUAAAAGUAAAAAUAAAUUUUGCUAAUAAUAUAGAGGUAAAAAAUGUUUACUUUUUAUCAAUAAUUAUAUAAAAGGUGAUUUGAUUAAACUUUUCAGUAAUGGCGUAAAUGAAUGAUAAUUGUAGCAUACACGAAUAACACUCAUGAUGUAACUGCGGCAUUGCGUGUCCUUGUAGGUGCGGCUCGGAGUCAUAAUCGUGUAACUUUUGUUUUUCUUACUUACAAUCAACAUCUCGAGAAUUUCGAUUCGUUGAAAGUGACAACUCCUGCCAAUUUACUGCAAUUUCAGCUAAUGAAAGGACGGGAUUAUUAUCUAUUUAAAUAAAAAAAGUCACACGAACGAACAUCCCUCUGAACGCUCGCACUUGCGCGCGCCGCUCCACACACCGCACUCACGCGCACAGGACGAUCGUAAUACGAAUUAAAUGUACUUAAGUGGAAUAUUUUCUGUAACUACACCAUUGUAUCAUCGAAUGUAUGGUAAUUGUUGAUUGUUAUUUAAUUAAAUAUAAAUUAUAUUAUUGUCUAGUUAUUACUGUAUGUGAUAUUGUUAUUGGAAAUAAUAGAUUUUAAAUGCUAAUAAAGUAAUUACUUACUAAUAAUUCUAUAUUCUCCUUGUUGACUUGUGUGUGAAAUAGGUUAACUCUUGUAAGCCACUUGUUAGCAGCGGGCGUGUGACGUCAUGGCCGCGCCCGCCUCCAUAUGAUACAAAUUUCUGCUUCCAUAAAUCAAUUAUGUAGCUGGAGUAUGUGUGAAGUUGUAUAUCACUAUGAUGUUGAUGAGAACUCUAACUCUAUAAUUUCACGCUAUUAAAAGUAGAUUAUUAUUUGUAUUAUUUUACUUUAGUAAGUACAAACACAAAAAUAAAUAAAUUUAAACAAAAAUUAUUCAAAAAAUAACUGGUACAAAAGGUUUUUAUGACGAAAACUUCUUCCAAGCAAUUUUUACAUAACAUUAUGAACUUACUUUCUUUAUUUGUUAUAAGUUAUAGUUGAAUGUUCGAGUCAACAAUGUAGUGAGCACGCCAUAUCAAUGGAUAUCCAACACGGACUCACGGUAGCACUAAGUACAAUAAAUAAUGAAGCAAUAACGAAUAAUGUAUUAUUAAGUCACGUAUUAUAAUAAUAAAUUAAUUAAUGUAA